UUCCUUGUUUUGUGUCCUCAAGAUUCAAGACAGGACCGUUCGGAGACCGACUACGAAAUUUACUCGAUUCUCUGUGACGUCAACAGGAAGAUGCGACAUCACUUAUGCCGAUGUCAACGAGGAAAUGUCAUUUUGCAGGUUGCACUAAAGUGUCGUUGAAGGGAAAAAACACAACAAGAGUCUUUUUUUUUUUUUUUUUUCCCCCUGUGUGGUGCGAGGAGGAGGAGGAGGAGGAGGCUGUUUGUUGACAUAGAGACCCCCUCUCACCCUCGGCGUUUUCUCCACACCGACGCGCGUUCGCUUCAAGCUCUCUCUCGGCCGGGGAGGAUCCAACCGAACGAGCACGUGAUGUUGGGCUGCACCAACCGGAGGAUGUGGUCUCGGCAAGGGUCGCCGGCCCUCCGAAUGGCGUCUCCUUGACCCCCCCCCCCUUCUCCCUGCUCCCACGACGACCGUCGGCCCCGCCCACCCCACCCCACCCCACCUCACCUCAACUUCCUGCCAUGAUGCCGACCGGGGACCGUCUGCUGUCCCUCACCGUGACUCUGCUGGGCUUUCUGGGCCCUUCCGCGAUCGGGCUGACCCCCAGGGUGUCCUUCCCGAUGGGUAGUCCCGGGAGACGCCUCACCCGCUUCGGCGGCGCCGACGUGGGCAACGCCACCACGCUGCUGCUGGGCGACGGCGGCGACACGCUCUACGUGGGAGCCCGCGACGCCGUGCUGGCGCUGGACGUCGGCCACCAGGACGCCAUGGUGCUGAGGAACAAGCUGGACUGGAGGCCGUCGGAGAAAGACCUGGAGCAGUGUUCCAUGAAGGGCAAGAAGAUGACGGACUGUCCCAAUUUUAUCCGCGUGCUGCUGUUCCUCAACGCCACUCAUAUCUACGCUUGUGGGACUUUUGCCUUCAGUCCACGUUGUAUCUACAUUAACUCUGAGACGUUAACGGUGAGCCUCAAGCCCGACGAGGGACGGGGUCGCUGCCCCUACGAUCCCUACCAACGUAACACCGCUAUCGUUGUUGACGGCGAGCUGUACACGGGCACGGUGGCCGACUACCGGGGCAACUGGCCGCUCAUUUCCCGCCACCUCAGCGAAGGGUCGCGCGUGGACCUCAAGCUGGACGACACGCUAGGAUGGCUGGAGGAUCCGACCUUCAUCAGCUCCUCCUUCAUCCCCGACGAGGGCAAAAUCUACUUCUUCUUCAGCGAAGUGGGUCGAGAGUACGACUUCAUCGACAAGUUCAUCGUCUCGCGGGUUUCCCAAGUCUGCACGAGCGACGUCGGAGGGCAGCGGACGCUCCAGCGGCGUUGGACCACCUUCGCCAAAGCGCAGCUGCUGUGCCAGGCGCCCGGCGAGCUGCCCUACAACGUCGUCCAGGACAUCGACAGUCUGCCGCCGGCCGAGGGCGCGCCGGCCGACGACACGCUUUUCUACGGCAUCUUCACCUCUCAGUGGUCGGUCAACUCGGGACUGUCGGCCGUGUGCGCGUUCAGCUUGUCGGCCAUCAAGUCGGCCUUCUCGGGCGGCUACAAGGUGCUGAACCGCGACACGCUGCAGUGGAGCACGCGGGUGCAAGAGAGGGUGGCCAACCCGGGGGAGUGCGGCCUGCACAACGCGUCGGACAACGCCCUGCGCUACGUCAAGGAGAACUUUCUGGCGGACGACAGCGUGCGACCGGCGGGCGGGGGUCUCACGUUGGUCUCCGCCGAGCACCGCUACACCCACCUGGCCGUGCAGAGGGUGCGGGCGGCCGACGGCGCGGAGUACGCGGUCCUCUUUCUCCUCACGGAGUCGGGGUACCUUCACAAAGCGGUGCUGCUGCAGAGCGGGGCGCACGUGGUGGAGGAGGUGCAGGUCUUCCGCCAGCCGCAGCGCGUCAAGAGCCUCAAGCUAUCUGCUGCCAAGGGCUUGAUCUACGUGGGCACGUCCGAGGGCGUGGUGAGGGUCCCGGUGGCCAACUGCUCUUUUUACUGGACCUGCGCUCACUGCGUCCUCGCCCGGGACCCCUUCUGCGGCUGGGACGCCGCCCGCCGGGCGUGUGUGGGCGUCUCCGCCGCCCCCCUGGGCCAGGACGUGGCGGGCGGCAACGUGGAGAAGGCGUGCCAGAACGUGGCGCUGAUGCACACGGCCCGCUUCGGGACAAACAACCUGCCUGCGGCUCCCUGUCCGGCAGGCGAGCCGGUGCCGGUGUCGCUGCACGAGGUGGUGCGUCUCCCGUGCCCGGCGGCGUCGCGCCUCUCCCGCCAGUCGUGGGAGCGCCCCAACAGCCGCCUGUCCCCGGAGCUCUACCUGCACCUGGACGACGGCAGCCUGAGCUUCGUGGCCACGCCCGCCACCCUGGGCCACUACCUGUGCCUGUCGGCCGAGAACGGCUUCCGGCAGGCCGUGGCCGUCUACCACGUCAAGCAGAAGAGCGGACCCCCGCCCGCCCGACCCGACGGACCCGAGUCCGCGUCGGCCGCCGCCGGGCAGCCGGGGCCCGACUUGACUUUGUGGAUGGUGAAAGCGGCACCCGGAGAGGCCGCCUUCCGCGACGGGGACCCCCAGACGUCGGCUCGGACCCCCUCCUACCUGAAGGAGCUCGUGACCGUGUCGGUCCUCUUGGCGCUUUGCCUCGGCGCGCUCACCCUCCUCCUCCUCUACGUGCUCAAACAGCGGUGGCGGAGCCGCACCGCCCCGCAGCAGGUGGCGGCGGAAUCGGACAGGCGGACCCCCGUCGAGCGCGAGGCCCUCCGCGGGGGGCCGGCGCAGGGCGAGCGCAACGGACACGUCCAGGGCGCGCUCUCCAACGGACACUUGCCCAACACGCCCAUCUGAGCAACUCCCGACGUUACUGCGCUUUAUUAAAUCAUUUGAUAAUUUUGA
This is a messenger RNA of Syngnathoides biaculeatus (alligator pipefish), 2864 nucleotides long. RefSeq names its product sema domain, immunoglobulin domain (Ig), transmembrane domain (TM) and short cytoplasmic domain, (semaphorin) 4Ab (gene sema4ab). The transcript is spliced from 14 exons. The record is from RefSeq and is a predicted model, not a curated record. The coding region runs from base 504 to 2816 and encodes 770 amino acids. Gene Ontology annotation, molecular function: semaphorin receptor binding; chemorepellent activity. Gene Ontology annotation, biological process: negative regulation of axon extension involved in axon guidance; axon guidance; negative chemotaxis. Lineage: Eukaryota; Metazoa; Chordata; Actinopteri; Syngnathiformes; Syngnathidae.